GAGGCGAGGCGGGGGCCUGGCGGCCGGGCAGGGGCGCCAUGGCGGCGGCCGAGACGAAGAUCAUUUACCACCUGGACGAGCAGGAGACGCCGUACCUGGUGAAGCUGCCGAUCCCGGCCGAGCGCGUCACCCUCGGCGACUUCAAGGGGCUCCUCAAUCGCCCCAACUACAAGUUCUACUUCAAGUCCAUGGACGACGACUUCGGGGUGGUGAAAGAAGAGAUCUCGGAUGACAAUGCCAAGCUUCCCUGCUUCAACGGCCGGGUGGUGUCAUGGCUGGUGUCUGCAGAGGGUUCCCAUUCAGAUGCUGGCUCGGUCUGUGCUGAUAACCAGACAGAGCUGCCACCCUCCAUGGAGCGCACAGGAGGAAUUGGAGACUCCAGGCCCCCCUCUUUCCACCCUAACACUGGGGGGAGCCGUGAAAAUUUGGACAAUGAGACAGAGACAGACUCGGUGGUGUCAUCCCAGAGGGAACGACCUCGUCGGACAGAUGGGCCUGAGCAUGCACCCAGGGUGAAUGGGACAGUGAAGGGAGAGCGGCGCCGAGACCUGGGUGGGUACGAGAGCUCCUCCACGCUCAUGAGCAGCGAGCUGGAGACCACCAGCUUCUUCGAUUCAGAUGAAGAUGACUCCACCAGCAGGUUUAGCAGUUCAACAGAGCAAAGCAGUGCUUCCCGUCUAAUGAGGAGGCACAAGCGACGCCGGCGGAAACAGAAGGCUCCACGCAUUGAGCGGUCCUCGUCCUUCAGCAGCAUCACAGACUCCACCAUGUCCCUGAACAUCAUCACAGUCACGCUGAAUAUGGAGAAAUACAACUUUCUGGGCAUUUCUAUUGUGGGACAGAGCAAUGAGCGUGGGGAUGGAGGCAUUUACAUUGGCUCUAUCAUGAAGGGAGGUGCUGUGGCAGCUGAUGGCAGGAUUGAGCCAGGAGACAUGCUCUUGCAGGUAAAUGACAUCAAUUUUGAGAACAUGAGCAACGAUGAUGCUGUGCGGGUGCUGAGGGAGAUUGUGCACAAGCCGGGGCCCAUCACCCUGACAGUGGCCAAGUGCUGGGACCCCAGUCCGCGGGGCUGCUUCUCGUUACCCAGGAGUAAGUGGAUAGCUGACCCACCCUUAGCGCUGGUGCCCAGCUCAUUUGCUCCCCAGCGGAUCUGGGCUGGGCCAGACUCUCCAUGCUCCGAUCCGGGUGAGCCCAUCCGGCCCAUCGACCCGGCAGCCUGGGUGUCUCACACGGCAGCGAUGACUGGCACCUACCCAGCGUACGGUAUGAGUCCAUCCAUGAGCACAAUCACUUCCACCAGCUCCUCCAUCACCAGCUCCAUCCCAGAGACCGAACGCCUCGAUGACUUUCACCUGUCCAUCCACAGUGACAUGGCCACCAUUGUCAAAGCCAUGGCCUCACCAGAGUCAGGUCUCGAGGUGCGUGACCGCAUGUGGCUGAAGAUCACCAUCCCCAAUGCCUUCAUUGGUUCGGAUGUGGUAGAUUGGCUCUAUCACCAUGUGGAAGGCUUUACUGACCGCCGUGAGUCCCGCAAAUAUGCCAGCAAUCUGCUGAAGGCUGGCUACAUCCGACACACCGUGAACAAGAUCACCUUCUCGGAGCAGUGCUAUUACAUCUUCGGGGACCUCUGUGGAAACAUGGCUAAUCUGUCUCUUCAUGAUCAUGAUGGCUCCAGUGGUGCUUCUGAUCAGGACACUUUGGCUCCGCUCCCCCACCCAGGAGCUGCACCCUGGCCUAUGGCCUUCCCAUACCAGUAUCCACCGCCUCAUCCAUACAACCCCCAUCCCGGCUUCCCUGACCCAGGCUACAGCUACGGAGGGGGCAGUGCAGGCAGUCAGCACAGUGAAGGGAGCCGGAGCAGCGGUUCCAAUCGCAGUGGCAGCGAGAGGAGGAAGGAGAGAGAGAAGACCGGGGAGUCGAAGUCAGGCGGCAGCGGGAGCGAGUCGGACCACACCACGAGGAGCAGCAUGCGGCGCGAGCGUGCGGCCAGCGAGCGCUCGGUGCCGGCCAGCCAGCACAGCCAGCGCAGCCAGCACUCCCUGGCUCACAGCAUCCGCAGCCACCACAGCCAGCAGUCGUACGGGCCGCCCGGCCUCCCCCCUCUCUUCAGCCCCCCCAUGUUGCUGAUGCCUCCACCGCCGUCAGCCAUGGGGCCCCCCGGGGCGCCGCCAGGCCGUGACCUGGCCUCUGUGCCCCCCGAACUGACAGCCAGUAGACAGUCCUUCCGAAUGGCCAUGGGCAACCCCAGUGAGUUCUUUGUGGAUGUAAUGUGAAGCGCCCGUCCCCUGUCUGUCUGCUGUCCCUCCUUUCCCCUUCUAUCCCUGUUGUUUGUUUCCUAGGACCAGCCCUGGCUUCACCCCUUGUUUUUUGGGGUUUUUUUUUUUGUUUCUUUUUUUUGUCUUGAUAACGAAAAGAGAAAAGGGAAAAAAAUAAUAAAUGGAACUAAACCUUGAUUCUAAUCCCUCCUCGAGCAGGGUGGACAGGCCUGGCAGGCCUGCUGGGUGCUGUCAGCCCAUCCUGCCACCAGACUUGUGUAUUGCCGAUGGUAAUUCCCUCCUGCCAUCCUCUCUAACCCCAUUAAUCUGCAUCCGUCCCAGCACCCUGUGCUGCUUGCCCGUGUGUCACUGCUGCCUCAGUCCUUCCACCCUAAACAUCUUUUCUUUCUUUUCACCCUUUUGUGUUUCUUCUAUCAAGCAGCAAAGAAUUACGGGGUGUUUGACUUUCUCUGAGCCUGCCACCCGUGGGGGGGAGAGCUGGAGCAUGGCGUGGCCCGACAGCAGGACACAGAGCUCCAGGGGCGCUGGGCAAGCAUGGCGCUGAAGAUGGCUUCUUUCCUCCCCCUCGCGGAAGAUGCCCUGCCCUUCCCACAGCCCUGAGAGGGGAGCAGGGACCAGCCUUAUAUAUGUAUUCUAAAUCCCGUUGUAGUUGCCUUUUGGCUAAUGCAUGAAUGUUCCAGGGCUUCAGUGCCUCCAGGGAGUGGAGAGAUGCUGCCACUUCCCUCUUGCCUCCCUUCUCUUGCCCAUAUAUUGGGCCAGGUCUGAGCCUGACACUGCCCCAUGGCCGGACCCUCCUUCACCUUGGUCAGGCCUUAGGGCUGGGGCUGUACCUCUGCAUCCAGCCCAGAGAGGUGGCGAUUCCCUGUGCAGAGUCUCUUACGUGACUCAGUGCCCUACACCCGCCCUGGGGUUCUUUGGGGGAAUGUAAGGGCAGAGCUCUGCUCCUUCCAUCCUGCUCUUUGCCCUCCUGCCUGCAAUGUGCUGCUGCCUGUCUUGUUUGUAGGGACUGUCCCAUGCUUGGGGCUGGCAGUGGCAGCUGUGGCCUUCUCCCUCCUGCUGUCGCGCUGCUGCUCAGCUAUGUGAUACCUUCAAGGGCCUGGACGGAGUUAGAAGGCGAGGGUGGGGCACAACUGGUUCACUUUCAUGCUUUAGAGAAUCGUGGAGGUACUCUGUAUCUGCCCUCUGAAGGGCCUCAGUCUGUGUCCUCCUCUGCCCAGUGCUGCUGGCCUGGCUGCUGGGAGGGACAAACCUCUGGGACAGCCCCAGUCCCUCUGGGCUACGAGCAGUGCCUGGUGGCAACAUGAACUCUCCAAGGGUGAGACUGCAGCCUGAACCAUGGCCUCUGGAUUCAGUGCCCACAGGUGUGCUGGUCCAGCUGAGUCUGCUCCAGUGCUCCUUGCCCUUCUUCCUUCCACUUCUGGGUACUCGGAGAUGUGCCUGGGGCUGGGGCACCGCUUUCCCCAUGCCCAGGGCCAAGCACGGUACAGUAUGGACAUGCUCUGCUGCUGUUGGUGCUGGCGCCCCGGCGCCCUCUCCUCCUGCCACACCGUGGCUUUUUCCAUAAGCGUUGCCUCUUUUGGUCUUUCUUGUGUUUGCGGUUUUUAUAUGAUGGAAUUGAAUUGUAUUUUGCUCCCUGGGAGUCUGCACUGCCCUGCAGCCCCCCUUCCAGCUCUCACACACCAUCAGUUCAUCUCCCUGACUCCCUGAAGCCUCUCCUUCCCUCAGCCCGCUGGAGUCACUGUCCCCAGUAGCCUCCCUGGCCACUGCUCCCCCCCCUUGCCCUGCCCUACCCAUUGGGUUUUAUAAAAACAACACCAAUCUCCUUGUUUUUAUUUAUAAACAUAGUUUUAUUGGA
This is a messenger RNA of Catharus ustulatus (Swainson's thrush), 4131 nucleotides long. It is a transcript of the gene DVL3, whose product is annotated as dishevelled segment polarity protein 3. The transcript has 16 exons. Gene Ontology annotation, biological process: intracellular signal transduction; canonical Wnt signaling pathway. Gene Ontology annotation, molecular function: frizzled binding. The coding region runs from base 39 to 2273 and encodes 744 amino acids. Gene Ontology annotation, cellular component: cytosol. The record is from RefSeq and is a predicted model, not a curated record. Lineage: Eukaryota; Metazoa; Chordata; Aves; Passeriformes; Turdidae.